Molecule: messenger RNA, 1094 nt
Organism: Phycodurus eques (leafy seadragon)
Lineage: Eukaryota; Metazoa; Chordata; Actinopteri; Syngnathiformes; Syngnathidae
Gene: synpra
Product: synaptoporin a
Exons: 6
Coding region: 103-954 (283 amino acids)
Cellular component (GO): synaptic vesicle membrane; synaptic vesicle
Source: RefSeq, a predicted model, not a curated record
CUGACUGGACUGAUCCCACCUCGCAACACUGACUGCAUUGUGUCUCCCUUUGCUGUUUGUUUACGUCCAAUCAAGCGAGUAGGACGAGGAAACACUGCUGGGAUGGACACUGCAAAUCAGCUUGCAUCCGCGGGGACCUUUCAGGUGCUUAAACUACCUCUGGGAUUUAUCCGUGUUUUGGAAUGGGUCUUUGCCAUAUUUGCCUUCGCAACAUGUGGGGGCUACUCUGGGCAGCUGCGGGUUAGUGUGGACUGCAUGGAGAAGACCAGCAGCAACCUUAGCAUUGCCAUUGACUUUGCUUAUCCUUUCAGGUUGCACCAGGUGACGUUUGAAGCACCCAUGUGUGAGGGCAUGAGGAGGGAGCGCCUCUUUCUCAUUGGAGACUUUUCAUCCUCUGCGGAGUUCUUCGUUACAAUUGCAGUCUUUGCUUUCCUCUACUCACUUGUUGCCACCGUUGUCUACAUCUUCUUUCAUAACAAGUACCGUGAAAACAACCGAGGACCACUGAUCGAUUUUGUUGUGACCGUUGUAUUCUCCUUCAUGUGGCUCGUCAGCUCUUCUGCUUGGGCCAAAGCUCUGUCUGAUGUCAAGUUAGCUACACAUCCGGAUGAGGUUCAGCUUCUUAUUUCUGCCUGUAAAGAUCAGAGAAAUAAAUGUGGCUCUGUGCAGGAACCACACUGGUCUGGACUCAACAACUCAGUGGUGUUUGGAUUCCUCAACUUUGUUCUCUGGGCGGGGAACAUCUGGUUUGUCUUCAAGGAGACUGGUUGGCACAAAGGUGCUACCAGGUUUGUGGCCGGGGCCUCCGAGAAGCAGACCGGCACCUUCACCCAGCAGACCCGCAACCAGGGCAGCUUUGAUCAGUCUGGGAGCUACAACACCCAGGGAGACCUGGACCAGCCAUCCGAGUACAGUCAGGUUGGAGGGCUUUCCUCCUACGGCAAUCAAAUGUAGCUUGCCUUUUUAUACCUUGAGUGGUGCUUCCGCAUUCUAAACAUGGCAACAGGUGAUAGCAAUGUCGGAAAAAAAGAUGACCAAGAAGUUAGAAGAGUUUAAGUCCAAUAAAUUAAAGUUUUGUCAGGUAUAUUUUUACU